Molecule: messenger RNA, 4211 nt
Organism: Hipposideros armiger (great roundleaf bat)
Lineage: Eukaryota; Metazoa; Chordata; Mammalia; Chiroptera; Hipposideridae
Gene: HPS1
Product: HPS1 biogenesis of lysosomal organelles complex 3 subunit 1
Exons: 20
Coding region: 1505-3619 (704 amino acids)
Biological process (GO): melanosome assembly; vesicle-mediated transport
Cellular component (GO): BLOC-3 complex
Molecular function (GO): guanyl-nucleotide exchange factor activity
Source: RefSeq, a predicted model, not a curated record
AUUGACAAAAAUGGGGAGAAAUUGGGGCCCUCAUACAUUGCUGUCAGGAAAUGGACUAGAAGAGGGAGUCAGUAAGUAAAUAGCAUAUCCAUUUGAUGGAAUUUAUUCAACUACUGAAAUUCACGGUUAUGAAGAGCUUGACACAAGAGAGAAAUAUGGUGAGUGAAAAUAACAGGAUCAAGGUGCAUACAGCCAGAAGAUCUCACCUGUGGGCUGGAGAGAGAGGUGCCUGCAGCAGGGCUGUGUGCUGUAGAUGUGGAGUUGGACGGUUUGGGCUAAGGUGGGAGGCCAGCGGGGGCAGUGAGUGGGGGAAGGGAAGAGGGAGUGAUGCCCGCUUUGUCUGCAAGUGGUAGAGGCAUUAAUUCUUGGCCCCUGCCUUUGCCCAGAGGGUGCUUGAUCUGCUGCACCCCAGACAGUCCCCAAAACUCAAAGCUCGCAGGAGGCACCAGGGAACUAAGGGGUGACUUGGGUGUGGAUUUAGUGCCUUCCAUGACCUUCAUCAGCUCCAGCCACACUUUCAGCCACUACAAAUACACACACUAUUUAAGAAAAUCUUGCAAACACCGGUUCAAAACACAGCCCCUAAUGUGUACUCCCCCACCCCCGCAAAAUGGAUUGAAAACCCUUAAAAAGAAAUUCCAGCGCUGGCACUCUGGUGGCAACUGGACCCUUUUGCAGUCUGUCUUCUCCCCAGGAGGUCAGGGAAAUGCACAGCUCUUGCUCCAGACUUGCAGUUCAGCAAGAAAAGCCAGUGGGUAAGAGCCCAGCCAGGAGCCGGGAGACCUGGGUUCUCAUUCUAUUCGGCCCCUCAGCAAGUUAUUUCUUCUCUUUGGGCGUCAGUUUUCUCUUCUCUAAAAUGAGGCUAAAUGGGGACAUUCCCAGUGCCUCACUGGGGAAUCGCUUUAACUAAGGCAAGGGGAAGGGCCUAGCACAGUGCUGGACGCAGCAGGUGCCCCCGAAGGCUGUGGGCGAGGCCCCCCAAUCCUUUGGACCUUGGCGUCCUCAUUGAUGACAGGAAGAUGGCCACGGGACGGCAGGAGUCAAAAUUCAGGGGAUUAGACAGCCAAGCGGUAGCGAAAUGCACCGCCAGCAAAAGUUAACCAAGACAGGGGCGGGGCUCGAACCUGCGAAGCAGAGUCGCGACUUCCAGCCCCUCCCCAGGCUGGGCGGUCACGUGGGAGGUCACGUGGGCCCACCCGGAAGCGCGCCCGCGGGCCGGGGGCUGGCUGGGCCGUGUUUGGGCCGCGAUCGGGUACGUGGGUCUCCUCCACUGUUCCGGUGCCGCCGUCGGCUGCCCACUCCGUGGGCGGCCGGUCUUCCUCCGGGACCCCCGCACGGCCCUCUCGGAAGUCGGGGAGCGGGCUCCACCCCGGCUGUGUGGCCGUAGCAUUUGCAGGACCUGGGAUGUUAUGCUGCUGUCCAUGAGUUGGUCACCGCGUCUGCCUACUUGUAGGCCUUUCUGAACCUCGGGCCGUCUGGAAGCUCCGCUGUGCUCCUUACCAAGAUGAAGUGCACCUUGGUGGCCACAGAGGGUGCCGAGGUCCUCUUCUACUGGACAGAUGAGGAGUUUGAAGAGAGUCUGCGGCUGAAGUUCAGUCAUUCAGAGAAUGAAGGAGAAGAGCUUCCCGCCCUGGAGGACCAGCUCAGCACCCUCCUAGCCCCGCUCAUUAUCUCCUCCAUGACGAUGCUGGAGAAGCUGUCAGACACAUACACCUGCUUCUCAACGGAAAAUGGCAAAUGCCUGUAUGUCCUUCACCUGUUCGGAGAAUGCCUGUUCAUCGCCAUCUGUGGCGACAGCACGGAAGGCGAGGGGGACCUGCGGCAGCAGCUGCGCGUGCUCAAGUACCUGUUCGAGGUGCACUUCGGCCUGGUCACCGUGGACGGCCAGCUCAUCCGAAAGGAACUGCGGCCCCCAGACCUUGAGCAGCGCGUCCAAGUGUGGGAGCAUUUCCAGAGCCUGCUGUGGACCUACAGCCGCCUGCGGGAACAGGAGCAGUGUUUCGCUGUGGAGGCUGUAGAGCGGCUGAUUCACCCCCAGCUCUGUGAGCUGUGCAUAGAGGCUCUGGAGCGGCACGUCAUCCAGGCUGUCAACUCCAGCCCCGCACGGGCCGGCGAGGAGGCCCUGCACGCCUUCCUGCUCGUACACUCCAAGUUGCUGGCUUUCUACUCCAGCCACAGCGCCAGCUCCCUGCGCCCGGCCGACCUCCUUGCCCUCAUUCUCCUGGUUCAGGACCUUUACCCCAGCGAGAUCACGGCAGACGAUGACAACACUCAGCCUUCCCUGCGGAGGCCCUGGAACAGCCAGAAUAUCCCUCUGCAGCAGACCUGGAACUCCCGUUCCUCAGGCCCCGCCAGGAGUUCUGCAGGGACUGAGACAGACAGCUUCUCCCUCCCUGAGGAGUACUUCACACCAGCUCCUUCGCCAGGGGAGCAGAGCUCGGGUUCAGGUAGCACCGUCUGGCUGGACGGGGGCACCCCACCCAUUGAUGCCUCCCAGGUCCAAAUAGCUGAAGACACCCUCCAAAUGCUGAUCCCUGGCUCCCCAGCAGUUUCCAGCCCCCGAAGGAUUUUCCUGGACGCCAGUGUGAAGGAGACCUACUGCCCCAUGGUGCCCCACACCAUGUACUGCCUGCCCCUGUGGCCGGGUAUCAACAUGGUGCUCCUGACCAAGAGCCCCAGCACGCCCCUGGCCCUCGUCCUGUACCAGCUGCUGGACGGCUUUUCCCUGCUGGAGAAGAAGCUGAAGGAGGGUCAGGAGGCCGGGAGCUCCCUGCGCUCCCACCCGCUCAUGGGCGACCUGCGCCAGAGGAUGGACAAGUUUGUCAAGAGUCGCGGGGGACAGGAGAUGCAGAGCACCUGGCUGGAGUUCAAGACCAAGGCCUUCUCCAGAAGUGAACCCGGAUCGUCCUGGGAGCUGCUCCAGGCAUGCGGGAAGGUGAAGCGGCAGCUCUGCGCCAUCUACCGCCUUAGCUUCCUGACCACAGCUCCGGGCCGGGGGGGCCCACAGCUGCCCCAGCACCUGCAGGACCAGGUCCAGACACUCAUGCAGGAGACGCUGAUGGACUGGAAGGACUUUCUGUUGGUGAAGAGCAGGAGGAACGUCACCAUGGUGUCCUACCUAGAAGACUUCCCAGGCCUGGUGCACUUCAUCUAUGUGGACCGCUCGACCGGCCAGAUGGUGGCCCCUUCCCUCAGCAGCAGUGAAAGGACCUCAUCAGAACUAGGCAAGGGGCCCUUGGCUGCCUUUGUCAAAACCAAGGUCUGGUCUCUGAUCCGACUGGCUCGCAGAUAUCUGCAGAAGGGCUACACCACGCUGCUGUUCCAGGACGGGGACUUCUACUGCUCCUACUUCCUGUGGUUCCAGAACGAGAUGGGGUACAAACUCCAGAUAAUCGAGGUGCCUGUCCUUUCUGAUGACUCGGCUCCCGUGGGCAUCCUAGGAGGAGACUACUACAGGAAACUCCUGCGCUACUACAGCAAGGGCCACCCAGCUGAGGCUGUCAAGUGCCAUGAGCUGCUGGCCCUCCACCUGUCCGUCAUCCCCAUAGACAUGCUGGUGCAACAGGUCGGCGAGCUGGCCCGGCGCCUGUGGGAGGCGUCCCGUGUCCCCCUGCUGUAGGCCAGGGCGCACUGCCCUGGUGCAGCCUGCUUGCACCCCAGCUCUCCAGCCCCCACCCCCACUUGCAGACAUCCCCACAGCAAGAGCCUCCUCUCCUCCAUAGUGGCCACCUGAGGAUGGGACAGUCACCAGGACAGCCCCAGGAUUUCUUAAAGAAACUUCACCUAGAGCAGCCUCCACUCCAGGCAAUGACCAAACCCCCAAAUUCUUCCCUCUGGAGGAGGAGGAGGCCCGGAUGUGCUUUUGGUCUCCUUAAAAGAACAGUGGCUGUGAGUUAGAGCUGGGCAGCCCCUCUUUCAGAGCUGCUCUCCGGUUAUCCCCAGGAGACAGGAAGUCCCCAGUGUCCGCAGGUGUCUUCAGACACCCUCUCUCUGCUGUUGGAGUGGAGGAAGAGCUCCCUCAGGAAGGCGUCUCCUCCCCAAAUGAAAGGUGCUACACUGCCACUUCCUAUCUGCGACGCUGGGCCAGUUUCCUAAACUCUACGCCUGUCUCCCCACAUGUAGAGUGAUGGCCCCUCCCUCUCAGGUGUUGGUGAGGGCUGCCAGACACGCAGCACGUGCUCAAUAAACAUUGGUUAUGGUUAUCAGUAUUA